Mycena citricolor is the source of this 2230-nucleotide messenger RNA. Lineage: Eukaryota; Fungi; Basidiomycota; Agaricomycetes; Agaricales; Mycenaceae. The record is from the annotation of a GenBank genome assembly.
CGUCUUGGUCAAUCGAGGUGAGAAGUGGGAACAACAUAGGCAAACAAAAUUUCGUGGUCUUCAUGCGCCCCGUUCCAUGAUUCUUGGAGGAGUCUUGGGGGGAGCCGUCUCUCGCAGUAUCUGGGCUCGCAUACUCCACCUACGUCGGCCCAUAUACACCGAGGCUCUCGACGCGACUACUACACCUCUCCGGUCGUCACCCGAACUUCAUCCAGAUCCAGCGGAAGGCGAACAGGAUUCGGACCCCGUCGUCCACUUUUCCAAGACACUCAAUUGGAUCCUUCGGCACAGUGCAGUCAAAAUGAAUGUGCCUAUUCAGCCCAACGGCUUCGUUCGUCACGAUCACAUCAAAAACUGCCCGCGUUUUAGCGGAAUGCCCUCCGAGGAAUUCGAUAGGGCAUUGGAGAUGGCAGGGGGGCUAUUCCAACAUGUUCUGGAGCGAGACGAGCGGACCGGAGUGCAAAUGUGGUGGAUGCGGGCCAGGCACAAGCACUCCAUUCCUUCCAUAGACACGAGACUUAGACGCGUGCGAUCCGUCAAAGAACUGCCCCACCUGGCUGGUACCACUAGUUUGGAGAAUUGGAAGUUCAUACAAACUUUCGGACUCCAAAAAAGCCCUGCAGACAACUUCCUCCACCUCAUUCCGACCCGAGCACCUCGAAAACUCAGCCAAAGCCUUGCCGGAAGCGCUGACGUUUGCAUUUACGUCGAUGUCGCGAAGAUUCUUGCCGCUGGAAUCCAGCUGCACAUACAUUCAUCUCAGAAGUUCGUGUUGACCACCGGAGACGACUCUGGCCGUCUUCCCCCGGAAUUCUUCCAUCAAGUACACCGGCUACAUUAUCGGCACGAAACCCUUCUCGUGAGAGAGCCUGAGAAACGGUCGUCGAAUGCAGUAACCUGACCAAAGCGAUUUAGGCAGAAGCUCGAAGAGCUUUGCGUCGGAUACGAAGAGGGCAUAUACUCCUCAGAAACGCCGGUCGCCCCAGGGGGGCAAGUAUGGCGUCACUUCCGGCCCACCAUAGUGCCACACUGGGCCUAUGAGUGCGAUGCGCUGGAAAUAGUUGGCACAUACAAUUGUAUCAGACCAGCCGCAAGCCGAGUCGAAAGACAUCCCCUUGCAAUCUACCAAUCAACCCAAUCCCACUUCAUUUGUAUACUCCACUAUCAGCAUUGGGUCGGUAUGAGUUUAAAAGCCUUUCUCGAGGCGCAGGAACUGGGAGGUACAAGUCCACGGUAAACCCAGCGACAGACCCGACCGCUUUGAACCUGAGUGGUGAUACCACAAAGAUUAUCGGCGUGAGUCACUGACAAUGGCAAAGUUGUUAAUCGAGAUAUGCAGUGUCAUGUACUGGCAAGGAUCGAGGGUUGUAAGGCGAUGCAUGAGCGUGCUUCAGCUUAAUACUAGUCAAUGAAAGAAGCCUUACACGCUGCCGCCGUACAAAACAAUCUUGGCCUUAUCCCAUCCCACACGAGCAGCGAGAAAAUUUGGGUAGGAUAUUUUUAGGCCUUUUCAAUGUUUCGACUACAACGACCUUUCGAGCAUAUAUAGCAAUCCAAGUACAUCGUUCAGAAGCGUGUUCUACGCACUCGGCCACUGUCUCACACUGUGCAUCAUAAACUAGGAACGAGUAGAGAAUAAUGGCACUCAGUACUAGUACUCAUCGAUGUCAACCCAGAAGACUUCUUGAAGAAGUCCGUUAAUUUAGUCAAUCUGCCAAGCAUGAGCGCUGAGCGCAGGAGUAGCCUGAGUACACAAGUGCUAUCUUGAUCAGGUGAUCGCGAUCCAAGCUACAGCCACAGCAUUCAGGAUCCAAUGACAGAGAAAGAUGACCCACUGCAACAAGGUCUGGUGCUUGAAGACGUUACAUCCAUGUGGCUCUUGUUUCCCAGCCAACCGAAACAAGACCAGGCACGUCCAGACCUCGUCUCGUGCUGUACAAGUGGCGACAGGGACGAGUUGUCGAACGGCCUUACUCGUAUUGCCUCAAGCGCAUCAAUAGCUGCCUUCGCAGUUGCCUCUUGUGUCGCCGAUAGCGCAGUAGGUGGAGAGAGUGGCAUCGUGUUGAGUGCGGAUAUUGAAAUCGCGCAUUCGAUGUAGUUCUGCUCUCCGCCGCUCCUGCCAAUGGCAGUUGGCUCAGUAUGUCAUGCCUGGAAGACCUUGAGCACUCACCCGUCCUACCUUGAGCCUACGGACGGCAGCGGCCAAAACGACUCUCCCUCUCCAUCGCGC